Prorocentrum cordatum is the source of this 318-nucleotide messenger RNA. The record is from the annotation of a GenBank genome assembly. NCBI's taxonomy places the organism in Eukaryota, Dinophyceae, Prorocentrales, Prorocentraceae.
AUGACUCCACCCAUAGCGGCGAGAGCGAACACCAAUCCGAGCGGCACUGACACCGCAACGGAGGUCUUGUCGAGCUCCGAGGUCGGCUCCGCCUCCAGAGCGGCAUCGUACAAGCGAACCACCUUCGUUGGGCAAGUGUCCGUGUUGGCGGCGCCUCUGCAUUGUUCGCACUCGGCGACGAGGAUGUCCGUCGGAGAGCUCGCGGGCCCCUCGUUGUCGUUGGAGCCGAAGCCCACAGUGGUCUACUGGCACCAAUACAGGAACCUCUCGGAGCAGGUCGUGGACUUGCAAAGGAUGGUCUUGACGCAGAUGUUUUGA